Eurypyga helias (sunbittern) is the source of this 870-nucleotide messenger RNA. It is a transcript of the gene ALPK3, whose product is annotated as alpha-kinase 3. The record is from RefSeq and is a predicted model, not a curated record. Bases 139 to 870 code for a protein of 243 amino acids. Gene Ontology annotation, cellular component: nucleus. NCBI's taxonomy places the organism in Eukaryota, Metazoa, Chordata, Aves, Eurypygiformes, Eurypygidae. Gene Ontology annotation, molecular function: protein serine/threonine kinase activity; ATP binding. Gene Ontology annotation, biological process: protein phosphorylation; cardiac muscle cell development. The transcript is spliced from 7 exons.
AUUCUAAGCUGAUGUGGUACAAGGACGAGAUCCCUGUAGCAGAAGCCCAAAGGAGCGCUGGUGACGAGGGCCAGGCAGCCUUGGCUGUUGUGCAGGCAUCCCAGAAGGACUGCGGGGUGUACCGGUGCGUGAUCAGCAAUGAGUAUGGCACUGACUCCACUGAUUUCCUGCUCAGCCCAGAAGUGCUGUCGGGAUUUGUCCUGCGGGAAGAGAUGGAAGCUCUUCCCUCCGCCAGUUGGAGAGGAGAUCGAGAUGACGCCCAUGGUGUUUGCAAAGGGUUUGGCUGACGCAGGCUACUGGGGGGAUAAGCUCUUUGGGCGCGUGGUGAGCGAGGACGUGGAAGUGAGCGCCGGUUUCCUGCGCAAGGCCUGCCGUGCCAGGGCCAUCUAUGGCCUGGAGCCCAUCUUUGAGUCCGGCCGGACCUGUGUCAUCAAAGUGCACAAUUUCAUUGUCUUUGGGACCAAGAAUGAGAACAGCCUCAUCGAGAAGAACUAUGAUAUCACCAUCCAGGAAUGUAAAAUCCAGAACUCCAGCCGCGAGUACUGCAAGAUCUUCGCUGCUGAGGCACGAGCCGUCCCUGAUUUUGGAGCAGUGCCCGAGAUAAUUCCUCUGUACCUGAUUUACCGACCGGCCAACAACAUCCCUUAUGCCACGAUGGAGGAGGACCUGGGCGGGCCCUGCGAGCAGUACUGUGUCACCGAGAGAGAUGGCACCUUGGUGGCACGAGGCACUUCGGAGAUCGUGCUCAAAUGCUGCACGUUCCAGCAUUGGGUCUACCAGUGGACAAAUGGAAAUAUCCUCGUGACUGACAUGGAAGGAGUGGGCUGGAAGAUGACCAACGUGCGGAUCGCUACCAACCUGAAAGGGUGA